Stegodyphus dumicola is the source of this 474-nucleotide messenger RNA. RefSeq names its product serine/arginine repetitive matrix protein 2-like. NCBI's taxonomy places the organism in Eukaryota, Metazoa, Arthropoda, Arachnida, Araneae, Eresidae. The record is from RefSeq and is a predicted model, not a curated record.
AUGAUAAGGCCGCAGACAAAUCGAAGAGUCCCCAAGAAAAAAGAAAAAAAAAAAAAAAAAACUCCGCAACAGUUGGAAGCUCCAACGAGCAAGAAAUUUAAGAAAUCUAAAUCGUCCAGAAGAAAGGUCGCACGCAAGAACAAGGAUAGCCGUGCCCGGACAAGGUCUCGCAGUAGACAAUACCAGAAUACAGCGAAGACGCAAUUUACUGAAAGAACGACAAGACCACCGCUGAGGAGGACAAAGAGAUCGGCAGAGGCUCAAAGCUCUCAACCCAGCCCAAAGCAACCAAGAGUGUCCAUGCAACAGUCAUCAACUACGUACCUUCCAAGAACCAACGUUCCGACAGAACCUUGCGUUCCGGCCAACAAACGGAAAAACCAGGAGCCUCCACCAUUCCACACUAAGAAACCUAUGAUUAGGAAAGAAAAAAGACAAGACCGACCCCAGAUAAUAGUUUAUUACGAAGUUUGA